CGAAAUUCGAACUGACGCCAUUGUUGUGUUUGAUGUGCAUUUGGGGUGUUUGUGCCAAAAAUUAAACAGGUUUUCCCGUGAAAGUAGUGAAUUUCCUCGUGGAAAAAGACGCUCAAACUAUUCUUGAGAAUCUCUUUUAUCUGGUGCAUGUGAAAUUGUGCUUGCGGACGUCAAAAUGCCGGAGUUUGUGACUUUGGACAUGGAGUGCUGGCAGGACGACUUGAGUCCGGUCCAGUUGGCGGCAUACGAAAAGGCCGAGAAGGAGCACAAUGACAUCCGGCAGAAGAUCACUGAUGUGAUCAAAGAUAGCUCUGGUCAGAAUAUUUUCAAUGGAAAUAUUUUCUCAGCAUACCAACUGACAGGGUUAGUUACUGGAUUGGAAGAAGUGGCUCAGCCAUUGUCAGCUCUCCGGAAUGAAGGGAAGAAGGUGCGAGCUGCAGUUCAGAAGUCUUACUCAAAGACAGGGAGAUAUACAAAUGCUCCUACGGAAAAUAUUGAGAUAAAUGAUGAUGAUGAUGAUUUCAAUGAUGAAGAUUACAUGCCCCUGGCCAAGCGGAAGGCUCUAAUGUCCAAGAAUAAGGAGAAAAAAGAGAGCCCGGUGGUAACUCCUGUGGCUGCUAGUAAAAAGUCACCUAAGGCAGAGACUCCUGUGAAGAUUCCGGCUGUUGUGGCCAAAGUGCGUCCAUCAGAAGCAAGUUCCAUUGGUGGCUUGUGCCUCAACAAUGCAGCUCCGGCAGCUGUAAAGGAUGCUCCAGCAGGAAAAACAAAAGAAGUUGUUGAUCUGACGAAGGAUGAUGGUGGAAAGGCAGCUGCUGACAGUAGGGAGAUUACGUUCAAUAAGCUCCAAGGCAAAACUUAUCCAUCCCUCGUAGUUGUUGCUAGACCAUCUCUAAAGGUGAAGGAAAAUGCCCAAUCCGACAGAGGAACACUUGAUACAAAGGUUAAGAGUGUUUUAACAUACCCCACGACCAAGUUUACAGAGUGGCUCAUUCAGCAAGGACUCGUAAGGAGUGCACAGACUUGUCAGAUUCAUGCGGAUACAGCCCUGAAACUGGGAAUGUAUUCAGACAGCUCAAAGUUUCCCUAUUCUGGGGGAUACGUAUGGAUUAGUUCUUGCUGUCCAACACGAUAUGUCUCAGUAUUCAAUGCUUCAAUCUUUGAGGGAUCUGUUCAUCCGCCAUCGGUGAUCCUGAAGUUGAUUUAUCACUGGGCAUGUCAGACUAAUGUCCCCAACGUGGUGCAAUGGGUGAAAGUGGAUAAUUUGUAUGUCAAAGGUAUCUAUACCUUCUUGAGGGCAGUCUGUACAGUGGCUCUGUACUAUCACAUUACCCUUUUGGGUGGUCCGGGCAAGAAGAUUGAAGUGGGAGUCAUCUCACUGGGAACCACUACUCAAGAUGGUCAACAGCGUCAAGUGAAAGUUGAAGUGCUGGGUGUGUAUGAUCCAGAAGGUAAAUUGAUCCGCUUGAGAGCAAUUGAGCCCUACACUGGGCCAGAUAAGAAUAACAAGAAGCGCUUUGAGCGGAUUCUGGAGCCCCUGAAGGAAUGGGUCAAUCGUGACAGCAUAAUCUUGACUGAUCUCACCGUGGACAAGGGUUGCUUGCACACUUUGGGCUUCAAAACUGUGCACCAGGCACUGCCAUCAGACUCCAGUCGCAACAGUAAUGCCACCAUCAUGGACUACUUGAGGCGCAUUGUGCCACGAAUGUUCCAGAAUACUUUGUCACUGCUCUCUCGAGCAAUUAUUCAACAAUUUCUGGAUGAGUUGGUGUGGAGGGAGUGGUAUGGAACGUCUCCUGGAUUGGCUUUUGAUAACAUUGUGGCACAUUUGGCGGAGCAAACGCGUCUGGAUCACAAAGCUUCGCUCACUGGUCGACUCAAUAAGGUGGCAGCUGAUCCAUUCCAGAAUUGGCAGCACUUCUCAGCUAGCAAUGUCAAGGGAAAACGCAAAAUGCCAUCCGCCUCGGCGAUUCCCAUUCCAGCAGCUGCUGAAUCGCCCAAGGCGGCAUCGCCACCGGAGAAGAAGGCAUCAACUCCACAGCAGACAACUCCAGUCACCACGAGACGUAGUCAGGCGGCUGCUGCACCAACUCCACCACCGCCAGUAGCAACGCCUCCGAGUGCAGGGAAAGUGGGGCGUCCCAAGAAGGAGGACAAGGAUACGGGGGAUAAGAUUGCUUUGGAGAGUUACUACUAUGGGAUUUAUGAGGGGGAAGGGACGACACUGCAGGCGGGCGAAAUGGUGAAUUUUGAGAUCAAAUGUCCGGAUUGUGACAAAAUUUUGACCAACAAUACGGAUUUGAUGGAUCAUCUGUUUUCGCAUGUGACCACGAGUGUUGGCAGGAAAAUCUGUCGGUACUGUCUGGACAGAUUUACCACGCCUGAGGGUCAGACGAGGCAUAUUCUGCUGUCACAUCCCAUUGACACCAAGUACAUGAGCCAAGGUGGAGGAUUUAAUUGUUUGAUUUGUGAGCAGAGGCAUGCUAAUAUGGCAACUCUCCUGAGUCACAUGAGUAUCCGUCAUGUGACCUCUGAGCUGCCCUACAAAUGCGGUGGAUGUGAGUACCGAAGCUCAAUUCUGCGUCAGACCGUUGAUCAUUUCUACACGAAGCAUAAGCUGUCAGGAAUGCUUCAGUGCCCCUUCUGUCUCAAGAUCUAUCUGGCUGCUACGCCUGAGCAAACGCUCUAUAGAAAUGUCCUGGCUUAUCUUAAGCAUCUGCGGCAGCAUAUGCUGAAGGCAAUGGCUAAAAAAUGUGGAAGGUGUGCGAUGAAUUUUGUCACAAAAUCUGCACUGAAGAUUCAUCUUUCCUACGGACACAUUUCUCAUGCUUGGCAUCAGAAUGAAUUGCUGCCGGUGAACAAAGGCAUCACGAAUAUCUCCAAGCCGAAGCCUAAAGUGGAAGGCGCAUUAGUCCGUCCAUACACGGCUAAUCCAUCUUAUGAGAAUGUAAGCAUCCGUGUUCCUAAUGGGAGACAUUGCCUCGAAUGUGACUACGACUUUGAAGAAGACAAUCACAUUGUGGGCUAUAUGAAGUGCACAAAGUGUACGAAAUACAAGACAUGCUGCAUGCGUGCCAUGUUGGAUCACUACAAUUUAUGCUCGGGACCUCCACAGAAUGCCGCUCCACUGGGAGGUGAUUGGGUUUGUGUUUGUGGAUUUGUGGGUAAUGAUGGCAAUGUUGUGGCAUCCCACAUGGUUGCUUGUGAGCGCAAGAGUGUCUAUGCUACAAUGGAUGAUGCCAAUGAGAAUACGGUGAAGCGCAACAUGUUGGAUAUGUUGGAUCUGGUUAGACGUCCAGAUUCUACACCGGAACAGCCUCCGGAUGAGCCAAUGGAGGAAGCUGCUCCGGCUCAGGAAAAUUUGGAGCAGCCAGAUCAGUUCAAUACACAACUUUCACUGGAUGAUUUGGCACCGCCAUCGGUGCUUCCUCCACAGCAGGAACCUGACAGGACUCCACAACUCCGAGAUGAAUAUCAGUCCCUGGCAACACCACAGGUUCAGGGAGAAUAUGAACCAAUGGCACCAAUGGACGUAGGACCUCCGCAGUUCAUGUAGAAGAAGGCUCUGGGGCUGAAUCCCAUGUAAGUGCAGCAAAAUUACAUUUCAUUCUUUCAUAUUAUUUUUAGAAAACUAAUAAUAGUGAAGAAACUUAUUACGCAUUCUUAUUUGUGCUUUUUGGUGUUUUAUCUAUCAAAUAACAAUGUUAUAUUCUUGCAAUAUGCGUCAAAUACAAUAUGAAUUGAAUAUUCGUCAGGAAAAUGAGAAAUAAAACAAUUUCUGUACAAGCAA
Molecule: messenger RNA, 3787 nt
Organism: Phlebotomus papatasi
Lineage: Eukaryota; Metazoa; Arthropoda; Insecta; Diptera; Psychodidae
Gene: row
Exons: 7
Coding region: 176-3553 (1125 amino acids)
Biological process (GO): regulation of transcription by RNA polymerase II
Cellular component (GO): nucleus
Molecular function (GO): DNA-binding transcription factor activity, RNA polymerase II-specific; sequence-specific DNA binding
Source: RefSeq, a predicted model, not a curated record